AUGGCCGAUCAACAGGUGUUCCGAUUUCUCGAUCUACCAACAGAACUGCGCUUGAUGGUCUACAAUUUUCUCCCGGUCAAGACGACACACCAAGUCGUUCGUACCAACGAUUUUGCUUUCUGGUUCAACAACUCUCAUUAUCACUCUACUCACUUACCUGAGCGUUUUCUCGAAGAGGGAGCACAUUUCCAGACUCCCUCCUCGAAAUGGCCUGUAUACUCCAUGACGAUAGUUUCCAAGAAGGUCCCCGGCCUAGCUAUCCUCGGUACCAGUCAAAAGAUCCAUCUAGAAGCUGGUGAAGUGCUACAUCCAAAGUUACGAGCCAUCAGCAAAUUGCCAGCACAGAUUAUCGUCAACAGUAUCUCUCUGGGCAGUUUCGCCAUGGUUGAUGUGGUGACUCGACUGUCAUACGCAAACACAACCUAUUGGACCAACAAAAGCCGUCUCCUAGACUGGCGCGUAGCAGCACCUGAGUUGCGCCCAGGAAACGAACCCAGAUCUCGACCCGUUCACGUAGCCAUACUGAAUUCGUUCCUCGACCGAGACACAGCCGACGCAUCGACAGACAACUUUAGAAUGCAGUGCCUGCGGAAUUGCUUCUAUUGGUCACUUAGACAUGAAUCAGCCAUACAUGCUGCGAGCUGCCCUACAGAUGGCUCCUUCCCGCACAUUGACCAGCAUUUACAUCUCCGUAUGGCUGGAUUGACUUCGCAGGAGGAAAAGGCUUACGACAUAUUUCGACCUCUGGACCGUGAAAGUUUUGGAAGAUGCUGUCGUUGCAGGUCUACCUCGCUCAUCGACGGCGGUGAGAUCAUUGGUGAAGUGGAAUGGGAGGACAAAUGGGCAGAACAUGAGAGCUGUCAAUAA
Molecule: messenger RNA, 867 nt
Organism: Alternaria novae-zelandiae
Lineage: Eukaryota; Fungi; Ascomycota; Dothideomycetes; Pleosporales; Pleosporaceae
Exons: 1
Coding region: 1-867 (288 amino acids)
Source: RefSeq, a predicted model, not a curated record